CUAUCUGAGGAGUCUCUGCCCACAAGGCUCAAGGACGGCCUGGAGAAGGGCUCUCCCAUCACUGGGAGGAGCCUAAGGCUCUCUGCGGUUAAGGCUUUUCCUCUUUUCUAGAUUCUGCGCUCUGGUAUUUCCUCUGCAACCUCACAGGCCCAGGCGGAGUCAGCAGGGAGGCGGCCGGCCAUGGGCGCCUGCUCAGAAGACCCCCACCUGUGCGGGGCCUCCUGGCUCCUGCGAUUCACCAGCCUCCUCCUCAGCGUCUGCAGCACUGUGACCCGGAGUCCUGGAGCCCAUGAGUCUGCAGCGGAGUUUUCUGGAAUCCUUGCUACUCUGAAGGGGAUUCAAGGAACUCCUGUGCUGUUUCCAGUGAUCAGAAAUCCAGAAUUUGAGCUGGAGAAGAUGUCUUGGGGCGUCGUAUCCAGAUCCAAUUACAUAGUCAUGCUGCACGUGUUUCCUGGGAGAGAUGUUCCACGAUGGGUCAACUUCCAGGACAAGUUUGAGAAGCGGGUCCAUGUGGUCAACACAACGACCCUGAGGAUUGACAACCUGACCCUUGAGGACAGUGGGCUGUACCGGGCUCAAGUUAAACUAACGACAGGAAGACGAUAUCACCGGGAUUUCCACCUGACGGUCUACGAGGCUGUGCCCCGUCCCCAGAUCCGGGCCAUAGAUCUGUCCCUCACACCAGGCUGGUGCAACAUCACCAUGGAGUGUAACACCACGGAAACUAGGGAGGACCUGACCGUGUCCUGGGAGAGCGAGGGUCUCCCCAGGGAGCUGGCGCAGAGACCGGCCCCAGGACCAGCCCCCAACCCCUGGACCCUGGCUGUGAACCUGCCCCUGAGCCGGCCCAGCCCCAGCCUCACCUGUGUGGUCAGCAACCAGGCGGACAAGAAAGCUGCCUCCCAGGACCUUGGGGACGUCUGUGGCCGCGGAACAUCCAACCUGCGUCUGCUCUUCAGUGUUGUUCCCAGGCUGCUCUCCAGCCCUCAGCCCUGCUGGUCCCGGCAGCACGCAGCAGAUCCAACUGGAGAAGCCUCUUCUGUCCACGAGGGAGUCAUCCCAUGGAUUGUUGUUCCUGUGCUGGGGGUCCUCGGAGCUCUACUGUGACUUUAUGUGACAAGUAGGAAGAAGAUGAUGGAGCCUGGGAGAGGCAGGUUGCACUUCUCCAUCCCUCACUGGACCCUGGGCUCCUGUCCUGUAUCUCUCUGCUCAGGGGAUGUCCCUGCAGGAGGCUCGCUGCUGUGGCUGUGGCUGUGGGGGCCGUGGAGGCGAAGGGAGGGGACAGGUUCCCAGGGUCAGAAUCAACCUCCAUCUGUGUGUGACUCAGGGCAGGAUCACAGGAGGAGCCCAGGGACCCUGAUUGUGGCAUCUAAUAGGAAGCAGGAGUCUGGAGACACCGGGGAUGCGGAUGGGGCAGCCUGGGUUCUCCCAAGUCCCUCUGUGCCCGGGUGCCAAUCCCAGUUGCCUGCAGCUUCUGGCCUCCAUGCCUCUGUACCCUUUCUGGACAACGCAGUAUUAACUUAAAAAUUCUCCAGGGGUCCAUGGGACCCCAGAAGAGAAAGAGCGUCCGAGUGGGAAAGCGUCUGUUUCGGAGCAACUCCUGCCGUGUGUCUUCCUCAGCCCCAGACCCCCGCACAUAGCGGCUGACCCUGGAUGGGGGGUCAUUCCCAGCACCAGGCACCUUUGUGGUUCUUGCAUCCCUACUCAGUGUCCUAGAGUCUCAAGCAGUCCUGACGCCGUGUCCCUGCAGCUCAGGUGAGACCCCACGGGGUAGGGUUCGAGGUCUCUGCACCGGCACCAGCACUGGGACGCCAGGCAAGCUGUGGUCUGUGCCUCUGUGCGCCUGCCGUGACUGGCAGGUUCCCAUGAGCUGCUUGUCCGGUUGGUUAUUUGCUGGAGCAGCUCACGCGACAACGGGGACUCAGUCCCUUCCAGCCUAGAGCUUGGUUUGCAGGGUGUAACUCAGAACAGCCGGGUGACAGAGGGGCCGAGAAUGAGGCAUGUGGGGAGGGGUGCGGAGCUGCCUUCCCUCUAGGUGAGCCCUUCCCCCACAGCACCUGUGUGUACUCCCACCCAGAAGCCCUUUGAACCCCGAUCUUUUGGGGUUUUCUGGAGACAUCGUUACAUGGGUACCGCUGGUUAAAUCCCUGACCACUGGGGACUGGGGAACUCGUGCUCCAUCCCUUCUCCCUCCCCGAUGGUCAGUGAGUCGGUCCCUAAGUUCCCACCUGCUAACAGGGUUCACACCUCAGCAGCCGGCCCCUGACCUUGACAGUUUUCCCAAAGUUAUGUCAUUACCACAACUUCAGGGGCGGCUGUAGGGGCUUGUCGUGAACAACCCGACACCCAAUCCACCUUCACGGCUCUGGCCCGAUUGCAGGAACUGGGAGCCAUCCUGAAUAUAACAAGACAUGCCCCUGGGUUCCCAUAUAGGACCUGACCAGAUUCUGGGGUCUGCGUGCCUGGGAUAGUGCAGGAAGACUGACACCUGCUUCUGUUAUGAGUCACAAGAGAGGAUUACAUUAUUGUCCAAAUAAUGACAUUGUCUAGGACCCACUCUGAAUUUUUUAGUAUAAUUAUAAUUAGUUCUUUUUCUCCUCUGGCUUCUGUGACCGCACACUCAGCAGGUGUCCCCAGCGGCUCCUUCUCCGUCUCUCUUUCUGACCCUCCUCCUCUGCUGGUCAGUGCCAGGCCCUCGGUUCUCCCCUGGCCAUAUUUCCUCCCUCAUGGCUCUCAGCAGCCCGGCCAUGCUGAGGCAGCUGCUCCAGCCCUGACGGGACCCCCACCCCGACUGCCUGAUGAACUUCUGCUCUCAAAGCCAAGUGACCAUGCGGAGCACUGAGUGCCCGGCUCCUGCCUCCCCGCCCCCACACCAGCUCCUCCCUGGGCUUUCUCAAUACCUGCAGCUCAGGAACGUCACAGCGUCCUACAGCUGCUUCAGCCGAACUCCUGGAAGUCACCUUGCAUUCUCUUUGCCUCCCCUCUGGGGUCCGAGCACCAGAGCCCUGGUUCCCAGGUCCCUCCCUUUCUCUCCCAUGGCAGGCCUCUCUCCCUGCACCUGCGCCAGGACCUCCUCCGGGAGCUCCCUCAUCCUGGUCUGGUCCGUGUUAUUUCACCGCAUUUAGAAAGUUCUUCAAGUGCUUUGUACAUAGUGUUUCCCUAUAAUUUUCAGUGUUGUUCUUAUCCGUGUUUAUGCCUUGAUCCUCAGUCCUAAUGACAAUUACGUAGAACUGCAA
Molecule: messenger RNA, 3236 nt
Organism: Mustela lutreola (European mink)
Lineage: Eukaryota; Metazoa; Chordata; Mammalia; Carnivora; Mustelidae
Product: SLAM family member 5-like
Exons: 5
Coding region: 181-1107 (308 amino acids)
Source: RefSeq, a predicted model, not a curated record